GACUGCGGACAUAUAGUACAGGAGAUGACCAGAGACUGCGGACAUAUAUACAGGAGAUGACCAGAGACUGCGGACAUAUAGUACAGGAGAUGACCAGAGACGGCGGACAUAUAGUACAGGAGAUGACCAGAGACUGCGGACAUAUAGUACAGGAGAUGACCAGAGACUGCGGACAUAUAGUACAGGAGAUGACCAGAGACUGCGGACAUAUAGUACAGGAGAUGACCAGAGACUGCGGACAUAUAGUACAGGAGAUGACCAGAGACUGCGGACAUAUAGUACAGGAGAUGACCAGAGACUGCGGACAUAUAGUACAGGAGAUGACCAGAGACUGCGGACAUAUAGUACAGGAGAUGACCAGA
Messenger RNA from Staurois parvus, 362 nucleotides. NCBI's taxonomy places the organism in Eukaryota, Metazoa, Chordata, Amphibia, Anura, Ranidae. The record is from the annotation of a GenBank genome assembly.